Puma concolor (puma) is the source of this 2436-nucleotide messenger RNA. NCBI's taxonomy places the organism in Eukaryota, Metazoa, Chordata, Mammalia, Carnivora, Felidae. The record is from RefSeq and is a predicted model, not a curated record.
AUGAGCUCUCCGUGCCACAGUGAGAUGAUGCUUGCUGAAGAAGGGCAGAUUGUUCCUAAACCAGAAGAAGAAGUUGCACAAAAGAAAAAGAUAUCCCAGUGGCGCACGGGUGGUUCAGUGGAGUUAGCUGUAGCGACGAACAUGCAGAAGCCAACUCCAGAAAACUUUGAUGUAGAUGGUGGAAUCGAUCAAGAUAUAUUUGAUAUCAAUGAAGAAUUGGGGCUGGAUCUAUUUGAGGGAGACAUCAGACUUGAUGGGGCACAAGAUAGAAAUUCCAUCAUCGGAGAAAAAUACAGAUGGCCUCAUACCAUCCCAUAUGUUCUAGAAGAUAGCUUGGAAAUGAAUGCUAAGGGAGUUAUCCUUAACGCAUUUGAACGCUAUCGCCUAAAAACAUGCAUUGACUUCAAGCCUUGGACUGGAGAAGCUAACUAUAUAUCAGUGUUCAAGGGCAGUGGCUGCUGGUCUUCAGUGGGCAACAUGCAUGUUGGGAAGCAAGAACUCUCCAUCGGGGAGAAUUGUGACAGAAUAGCGACAGUUCAACACGAGUUCCUCCACGCCCUGGGGUUCUGGCAUGAGCAGUCUCGUUCCGAUCGGGAUGACUACGUCAUGAUAAUGUGGGACAGGAUUCUGUCAGGCAGAGAGCACAAUUUUAACACCUACGAUGACCAAGAAUCAGACUCCUUGAAUGUUCCCUAUGAUUACACGUCAGUAAUGCACUACAGUAAGACGGCUUUCCAAAAUGGAACAGAACCAACAAUUGUAACACGAAUCUCAGACUUCAUGGAUGUGAUCGGCCAGCGAAUGGAUUUCAGCGACUAUGAUCUCUUAAAGUUGAAUCGACUGUAUAAUUGCUCCUCUUCCUUGAGCUUUCUGGACUCGUGCAACUUUGAACUGGAAAACGUGUGCGGUAUGAUUCAAAGUUCAGGUGAUAGUGCUGACUGGCAACGGACUUCCCAGGUCCCCAGGGGCCCAGAGAGCGAUCACUCCAACAUGGGCCAGUGCAAAGGUUCUGGUUUCUUCAUGCAUUUCAACAGUAGCUCUGUAAGUGUGGGGGCCACAGCAGUACUGGAAAGUAGAACAUUCUACCCUAAAAGAGGAUUUCAGUGCUUGCAGUUUUAUUUAUAUAACAGUGGAAGUGAAAACGACCAACUGAACAUCUACAUCAGGGAGUAUUCCGCAGACAACGUGAAUGGCACUCUAAUGCUUGUGGAAGAAAUAAAAGAUAUACCCAUUGGAAGCUGGCAACUUUACCAUGUGACAUUGAAAGUGACCAACAAAUUUAGAGUGGUGUUUGGAGGGGUCAGAGGCACUGGUGCAUCAUUGGGUGGCCUGUCUCUUGAUGACAUCAAUCUUUCAGAAACACAGUGCCCUCAUCAUAUCUGGCAUAUAAAGAAUUUCACACAGAUUAUUGGCAGCUCGAAUGAAACUAUAUAUAGCCCUCCAUUUUAUUCUUCUAAAGGUUAUGCCUUCCAGAUUCAGUUGAAUCUGAAUCAUUCGACUAACGCAGGAAUAUAUUUCCACUUGAUCUCUGGAGCCAAUGAUGAUCAAUUACAAUGGCCAUGUCCUUGGCAACAAGCCACGAUGACACUUUUGGAUCAAAAUCCUGACAUUCGACAGCGUAUGUCCAACCAGCGGAGUAUAACUACAGACCCAUUUAUGACCACCGAUAAUGGAAACUAUUUUUGGGACAGGCCAUCCAAAGUGGGAUUAGUGGCUUUUUUCCCUAAUGGAACGGAGUUUAGAAGAGGUAUGGGCUUUGGAACCGCUGCCUUUAUAACCUACAAGAGGCUGAAAAGCAGAGAUUUUAUAAAAGGAGAUGAUGUUUAUAUCCUACUGACCGUGGAAGACAUAUCCCACCUUAAUUCUACACAAAUUCCACCAAUCCCAACCGCUAACAUCAAUGACCUCUGCACAAACUUCAAAUGUGAGAACGACGGCAUCUGCGUUGUCCGAAAUGGCAAGGCCGAGUGCAGGUGUCUGUCAGGGGAAGACUGGUGGUUCCUGGGCGAAAGGUGUGAGAGGAGAGGCUCCACCCAGGAUACCAUUGUCAUCGCUGCAUCUUCUACUGUUGCUGUGUUUGCUCUGAUGCUGAUAGUCACCCUCGUCAGUGUCUAUUGUACCAGAAAGAGAUAUCGUAGGAGGACAACUUCAAAUACAACAGACAUGACUCUGGAAAAUAGACAUCUCAAGAAUUCUUCCUUGACCGUUUGCUCCCAAACCCCAACAAUCCACGCCAAUAUGGCAGAAGAAGGUUUUUUUCCCCAACAAUAUUGUGUAGCCAUACUGGGUCCAAAUUUUACUUACAUACAUAAAUUAGAAAUAAGCCUACCCACCUUGCCCCUCAGGGACAAGGAGACUCGGAGCACCAUGAAGCGAGGCUUUAAUCGACCUUCCAAGAGGUGGUGUCUGAGGGACAGGCACACUCGGGGCAGUUAG